This is a messenger RNA of Lucilia cuprina (Australian sheep blowfly), 5578 nucleotides long. It is a transcript of the gene Gcn2, whose product is annotated as eIF-2-alpha kinase GCN2. The record is from RefSeq and is a predicted model, not a curated record. Gene Ontology annotation, cellular component: cytosol. Gene Ontology annotation, molecular function: eukaryotic translation initiation factor 2alpha kinase activity; protein binding; ATP binding. The transcript has 7 exons. Gene Ontology annotation, biological process: regulation of translational initiation by eIF2 alpha phosphorylation; DNA damage checkpoint signaling. NCBI's taxonomy places the organism in Eukaryota, Metazoa, Arthropoda, Insecta, Diptera, Calliphoridae. The coding region runs from base 373 to 5220 and encodes 1615 amino acids.
UAUAUUUUGGAAAAAGUUUUUGCAGAAACUACUACGCGUGGAAAACUAAUUUUCCGCUAUUUAUAAUUAAAUUUUUUAUUAAAAAAAAUCAAAGAAAUAAUUGUGAAAUACACAAAAUAUAAAUAAAACAGAUUAAACGUUAAAAUUAUAAAGUUUUUAACAAAUUGUUAACAAUUUAAGGAAAGCAAUUUAUAAAGCAAAAAGUGAUGAACAUUUCUAUGCUAAACGAGGCAACAGCUGUCACAAAAACAGCAGCAGGAGCAAUUAAUAACAAAUCUAGGCGAUUUGUCAUAAACAGGAAUUAUUAAUGUUUUAAAAUUAAUUUAAUUUAUUUCAUAAUUAUUGAAAAUUUAACUGCUCGAAGAAAACAAAAUGACAACUAAAGAAUCCUUUCGAGAAAGACAAAUGCAAGAAUUAGAGGUUAUAAAGUCAAUAUUCGGUAAUGAUGUAGAAGAUUUACGUCCCUACAAUAGCAGUGCUACACCCUCACAAUGGAAACCCACAGAUAUACGCAUUGAAUUGACACCAUUAAGGGAUUCAUCGAAUGGUUUAACCGAAGCAUAUGUUAAAACAAAACUACAUGUUGUAUGUCCCUCGAAAUAUCCAAAAAUAGCCCCAAAAAUUUCUCUCGAAGAAACUAAAGGCAUUUCCGACCAACUUAUCGAAGAGUUGUUACAACAGCUCCAACAGCAAUCUAAUGAUUUGCGUGGAGAGGUAAUGAUCUACGAAUUAGCCCAAACAGUACAGGCUUUCCUGCUAAAACACAAUAAACCACCUCGCGGCUCGUUCUAUGAUGAAAUGUUACAACAAAAACAGCAAAGGGAACGAGAACUCUUGGAUUUGAAGAUGCAGCGGGAACACAAAGAAAGACAGAAUCUUUUAGAUGAAGUAGAAAGGCGCAAGGAAAUGUUUAAAUCUGAAGCAAAACGUCGUGAACCCAGGCGAAGUAUGAGUGAAUCAAAUCGUCAUGCCAGUUCAUCGGAAAGUUCAGAAAGUUCUUCACCCUUUUACCGUGGCCAUAUAUAUCCCUCUAAAUGUGUGGAGCACAAAAGUAGUGAAACCCUAUAUUUCCACAAAGUGGGACGGCAAAUAAGAAGGGGUUGCUGUAUGGGUCAUUCACAAAAAGGAUGCAUUGCUUAUAAUGGCAUUGAUAUGGACACGGGUCAAUUGUUGUAUAUUACGGAAUGGAAUAUAAAGUAUUCGCAAAUUGAACAACACUGUGGCAAUGGCUCCGGCAAAUGUUUUUGGUUGUCUUCGGAACCAAAAUGUUCUGGUAAUCACCGGGUGGAUGAUGUCAUAGCCUCCAUUGAGAAACAAGUGGCCAGUUUAUCACAAUUGAAUCAUAAGAAUCUCAUACAAUAUGAAUGCGUUUUGUGUAUCAAACGUAAAGAGGGCCUGUUGGUGUACUUGGUGCAGGAUUUUGUUUUGGGCACUAGUGUCUUUAGCAUAUCUUCAUCGCUGGGUUGGUGUAUGGAUGGUGUGAGAGGUGUGGCAAAGGGUGUAAUAGAUGCUUUGGUGUUUCUUCACAAUAAAGGAGUGUCACAUAGCCAUCUUUUAGAUUCCACGGUUUUUAUGGAUAACACUGGUACUAUAAGGGUUACGGAUUUUUCUAUAGUACCCAAUUUACUAGAACUGAUAGGAGGUUCGGGUCAAAGAUCUACUCAGGGAGAUUUACCGGCUCUAGGAGCUUUAGUGGAGAGUUUAAUGAAUACGCCUACGUUUGAAAUGCGGGAUUUUGUGGAUAAAUGCAAUUCUGAUCGCACACUUUCUGCCUCUGAACUCUUGGAACAUCCCUUUUUGCGUAGCUCUUUAUUCACAGCGGAAGAUAAAGAAAAUCAACAUUUAACUUUAGCCUUAUCCGGUCAUGCUCAUCAGGCUGCAGUUUCUCUCAAUCCAAAGCAAAGAGCUUUAGCAGUACCCUCCACCCCACAGACCAUAGCACCUUUCACUAUACCAUCACUGCCAUCUUCGCAAUCACGUUUACGCACUGAAUUCGAAGUUCUUAUGUAUUUGGGCAAAGGUGCCUUUGGUGAUGUGCUAAAAGUACGCAACAUUCUAGAUAAUCGGGAAUAUGCUAUUAAACGUAUUCCCCUACCGGCUCGCAGUAGACAACUGUAUAAGAAAAUGACUCGAGAAGUGGAAUUACUAUCACGUUUAAAUCAUGAAAAUGUCGUACGUUACUUUAAUAGUUGGAUAGAAAGUUGCAGUGAUGCGGAUAUUAAGGAAAUGGAUGAAUUAAUGUCGGGCGACUGGUCCAUAAGUCAUCAUGAUAGUGUUAAAAGGCCAAAAUCUCCACAGGUGACCUUAAAUGGCGCCGAAACUGAAACUGAUUCUAGCAGUUUAUGGAAUAGUUAUUUACCUCACCUAGACGAUUCGGAUUCAGAUGGCAUUGAGUUUGUUGACUCAAAUGGUGAGGUUGCUGUAUACGAUGAAGAUGAUGACGAUGAAAAUGGUUCAGAAUUAUCGUCUAAAAUUAGCUCCCCUAAACCUUUAAUACAAAUUAUGUACAUUCAAAUGGAAUUCUGUGAAAAAUGUACUUUACGCACCGCUAUAGAUGAUAAUCUUUAUCAAAAUUCCGAUCGUUUAUGGCGACUAUUUCGUGAGAUAGCCGAAGGUCUAUCUCACAUACACCAACAAGGCAUUAUACAUCGAGAUUUGAAACCGGUUAAUAUAUUUUUGGAUUCUCAUGAUCAAAUAAAAAUUGGAGAUUUUGGAUUAGCCACCACUAGUUUUUUGGCUUUACAAGCCAAUUCUGAACAACAUAAUAAUCAUAAUCAUAAUUCACAUAUAACAUCAACGGAAGAUGGCACGGGUACGGGAAAAGUUGGCACUACUUUGUAUGUGGCUCCUGAAUUGACGGGUAAUGCUUCAAAGUCCACCUAUAAUCAAAAGGUUGAUAUGUAUACGUUGGGCAUUAUAUUAUUUGAAAUGUGUAAUCCACCAUUUGGUACGGGCAUGGAAAGAGCAGAAACUAUUAUAAAUUUAAGAAAUGCCAGUAUUAUUUUUCCGGAGAAUAUGUUGAAAAAUAAUAAAUACGAGAAGACUGUAAAGCUUAUACGCUGGCUUUUGAAUCACGACCCCGCUCAACGUCCCACAGCCGAAGAACUUUUAGCUUCAGAUCUUGUUCCGCCCGCUCAACUAGAGGCUAGUGAGCUUCAAGAAAUGCUAAAAAAUGCUUUAGCUAAUCCCCAGAGUAAAGCCUACAAACAUAUAGUAGCACGUUGUUUGCAACAGGAAAGCGAUGAAAUACUUGAACAUACCUACCACAUGGGUGGUAGUCGUGCCAUGAAAUCUUGGAAUACACCCAUCGUACUAGACAGUUUGGUAACACUUAGUCCGCUAAUCGAGUUUGUUAAGGGAAAAAUAGUAUCACUGUUUCGUAAACAUGGCGCCAUAGAAGUGGACACACCCUUGUUAUCACCCCUAACCAAACAUACCAACAAUUGGGUAAAUCAUGUACGCCUUAUGACUCAUUCCGGUUGUGUAGUGGUCUUGCCCAGCGAUUUAAGAACGGAGUUUGCCCGUCAUAUAGCCAUGAGUGGAGUGAAUAUGAUUAGACGUUAUUGUGUGGAUCGUGUUUAUCGUGAGGAGAAAGUCUUUAACUUUCAUCCUAAACAAAAUUAUGAGUGUGCUUUCGAUAUAAUAUCACCCCAUUCUGCUAGUCAUUUGGUAGAUGCCGAGCUUUUGUCUUUAGCCUAUGAAAUUGCCUCGGAGAUACCCAAUCCUAGAGAGAAGAAUGUUAUGAUACGCAUGAAUCAUACAAAUCUUUUAAGAGCGAUUUUAUUGUACUGUAAUGUACCCAAGGAUAUGUAUGGUGAUUUAUUUGGCAAUAUAUUGGAUUAUAUUGAGGGUAGAAUAUCGAAAUUUCAAUUCUAUUCAAGUGUUAAUGUUAUAAUGGACAAGACUAGAACUUCAGCUACUGCUUUAAUAGAUUUACUACUGGCCACCUUUCAAAUGAGUGGCAAAAAUAGUGCCGAUGAUUCGUCUUUGAAGUCGUUGGUGCGCGGCAAGGGUGAGGCCGCUUCUUUGGCUAAGGGAGCUCUAAGAGAAAUGGAAUCUAUAGUUUUGCUGGCACAAAGUUUGGGUGUUAAAUGUCCCAUACACAUUUUUGCCGGCUUGCCCAUAAGUUUUGAACGUGCCACUUCGGGUGGUAUAGUCUGGCAAAUGAUUGCUGACCUAAAGCCUAAUCGUACUUCUAGACCUUCGGUUUUAGCGGUGGGAGAACGUUAUGACAGCAUGCUUAUGGAAUUUCAAAAACAAGCCCAAGGUUUUAAUCCUAAUUUACCAAAUCGUGGUAUAAGUGGUGCUGGCUUAUCGUUUUCACUCGACAAACUAGUGGCUGCCAUCUUUUCAGAAGAUUCACAAAAAUGUCGCACCAUAGAUGUGGGAGUGUGCGUUAGCGGAUCAAGGCCACCCCUAAAAGAUGUCACUUACAUUAUGCGUUUGCUAUGGUCAGCGGGCAUACGUUGCAGUUUCCUAGAAUCCAUUACCGGCAGUAGUGAUGAACCUCAAGAUCUGGCUAAAUUGGGAGCAAAUCAUGUUAUAUUGGUAGCCGAAAAUGGAGCAUUACGUAUACGCUCUUGGGAGCGUGAACGUUUUCAAGAGAGACAUGUUACUCGUACUGAACUAGUGGAUUUUAUACAAAAAAUGCCACGUUCAUCGGAUGUGUCAUUAAAUUCUACGAAUGAGAUUUAUUCACAGCCAGCUAAUACAAGUUAUUAUGGCGGUAGCUAUGGCAGUGGCGGUGGGGGAGGUAAUUGUGGCAGUGGUAGGGGAGAUUAUGGUCUGAGUACAUCUGCUUCGAGUACAAGUAUUAAGAAUACUUAUAAUUCGAGUAGUUUGAGUAAUUUGCCAAAUGUUCAGGUUCAGUUUUUGACACACGAUAAAAUGACUGCCAAUUAUCGAAGGCGUUUGGAAAAUCAGGUCACACAACAAAUGUCUUCGACUUUGGCACAAUUCGUACGAAAUGAAAGCAUUGUGGUGCUGGUAGUAGAAUUAUCGCAUUCCACCCUAAAUGCUAUAGUGGGUGCCAUAAAUCCGCGUGGUAUUGGACAUAAAGAGACUGACCAGGAAAUUAAUACGGUUAUAGAUAGAUUUCCCAAACACCGACGUUAUAUCACCGAAAUAUGUGAUGAAAUUGUUGAUUAUUUAACAGAUGCUAAAAUAACUAUAGUGGCCUUAUAUAGUAUAACCGAUUCAUAUUAUCGUGUCAUAAUCUGAAUAAAGACAGCUCGCAGAAUUAGUUUGGAAUCACAGUUGGAAAUCGUAAGAAUAGGAAAGCACUAUAAACGAACAUAUGCUGAAGAACACGUUAGAGAUUUAUAUAUGUUUCAUUUUUUUUUUAUUUUCAAUUCAAUAUUAAUAUUAAAAAAUGCUUCCUAUCUAAAUGUUUAAGUCGUAAUAUUUCAUUAUUAUUUAUGAAAGAAUUUAAAUUCUUAAGAAAAUAUCAAUAACGGUUUUGAUAUACAUUUAACAAGAGUAAUUGUUAUUUUGUUAAUUAUUUUAAUAUGAGAGAAGAAAUGCGAAUAAAAACAUAUUGAGAAUUAUUAUUUUCAAAUAUUUAUUUAAAUAAAACCAA